Molecule: messenger RNA, 1203 nt
Organism: Danio rerio (zebrafish)
Lineage: Eukaryota; Metazoa; Chordata; Actinopteri; Cypriniformes; Danionidae
Gene: rbm48
Product: RNA binding motif protein 48
Molecular function (GO): nucleic acid binding
Source: RefSeq, marked validated
CGGGCUUUUAUUUAUUUUUUCUAAUUGGAACUUUUAUUUUGAAAGCCUGUUUUUUUUCGUCGCUGAUUUCCACAGUGAUGGACGGGUCAGUUGCUAGUUCCUCUGUGUGGGACACACAAAAAGUGUAUAAACAUCACGAGCAGCAAAAUGUUGCCCAAACGCGACCAAAAUACAGAGAAGGAAGACGCCUCAAAGCUGUUAAGGUGUACACCAUCAACCUGGAGUCUCGGUAUUUACUAGUUCAAGGAGUGCCCGCUAUUGGAGUGAUGGCUGAGCUGGUGCAGCUGUUUGCUCUGUAUGGAGUGAUCGAGGAGUACAGGCCACUGGAUGAAUACCCAGCAGAAGAGUUCACUGAGGUUUACUUAAUUCAGUUCCAGAAGUUGACGAGUGCACGGGCAGCUAAAAGGCACACAGAUGAAAAGAGCUUCUUCGGGGGUCAGCUGCAUGUCUGCUAUGCUCCUGAGUAUGAAACCGUGGAGGAAACAAAGCAGAAAUUACAAGACAGAAGGAGAUAUGUUAACUGGGCAAGCCGAAAUGCAGCACAACUACACAGUCAGCAAGCGGAAGUAAACACAGAGUCAUCAUCAAGCACAGACACACGAACAGCUGAAGCUCCUAAAAUGCAGAAAAACCCUGAAGAAGCCAGAAGGGAGAACGUAAAUUCUGACUAUAUGGGAUUUCCUCUGUUGCCUUUGCCUCCAACAGCAGAUAUUUCUUAUAGACUUCAAAAUCAUUUUACCCAGCCAUCACAAUUACAGUGGACCAAUGAAACGACAGAGGAUAAAAUGGGCUCUCUGCAUAAUUUCAUCCCUCCUGUACAAAAAACCUCAACGCAGAGUGAGUCUUCCUCAUCUUCAGGUGUUAAAGAGGGAGAUUUGAGGCAAAAACAGAAGAUUUCCACUCCGUCUAUUAGAUUUAUGCCAAGGACUACACAUUUAGAGAGCAGAAAAAGGAAACUAGAUGAACAAACCUUCUUUUUGAAAGAAGCAGAUAAAACGGGGGUUCUGAUUGGUCCAAAAUUACCAGAGCUGCCCAAGUUGGACAUGGAAGAUUCUUCGUUAAAUGUUACCGCCAAUUUGAUCCGUAACACCAUGACCAAGGCAGCAUCUGUUCCAGAGGCUAAACCUGUUCUAGCAAAGCACACUACACCAAAACCACGCAGAAGAAUUUAAGAAGACAAUAAAUGUCUUGCAAUGAACAGUG